UGGAGGAUGAACAUUUUACGAAAACUAUUUUUACUCACUGUGGCUCGCUGCCUACGUGGAAACGGCUCUCAGUGCCCCGAUCCCCGUGGAUUCUGCAAAUUGUUGGCCAAUAAAGAUUUUACUUUGAAAGUUAGGGCCGGAAAUGUUGAAGUUGUUCUGCGGCAUGAAGUGUUGACGACAGAUCAGUAACUCGUGCUGCUGAGAACAUAAGCAUGUCCACAGCGAGUAGCUCAUAACGCUGCUGUCCGAGUCCCAACGAGCCCCCGCCCGCUGCCAGCUAGGUAGGAGUACGCCAGGUUAUCACUAUGGCCUCAUGGGGUAUUCAGAUGACUGUGAUGGUGCUAUCUGUCUUCAGCAGCAGCAGCCAGGGCAAGAGGGACGAGGUGCUCUACUGUUCUGCAUGCAAGGCAAUUGUGGAUGAACUGAACUACUCAAUCAGUCAGGUGGACCCAAAGAAAACCAUCAACGUCGGCAGCUUCAGACUCAACCCUGAUGGAAGUAUGAAAGACAAAAAGGUACCUCUUGCUCGCUCCGAGACUCACCUCCAUGAGCUCCUGGACGGGGUGUGCAACAGCAUGAGCGACUACUCCCUCUACGUGGACCCCGACACCCAGCACAAACAGUACAUGAGGUUUGCUCCCAGGAGCAGCGGGACCACCGGGGACUUCCCCGACUUUAAAAACUUCCAGUUCGACGGACCCGAGGCGUCCAACGCCCUGAAAUUCGCAUGUGAAAGCGUCGUGGAGGAGCUGGAGGAUGAUAUCAUCUCUCUGUUCAGCCAGGACACAGAGCAUGUGCACGAGGAGUUAUGCAACAGAGUCUCAGACUACUGUAAAGACCGCAGUCACACAAACGAGGAGUUAUAGUUUUGUUUUAUGUUUUCAGUCGACAAAAGUGGGACCAGCUUUGUUGCAGAGAUUACAAAAAAGAGGCCUUUAACAAAAUCAGUUUUUGACAAAUAAUUCUUUUGAAAUAAUAAAAGAACAAAUCCUGAGAAACCA
Messenger RNA from Siniperca chuatsi (mandarin fish), 1001 nucleotides. RefSeq names its product canopy FGF signaling regulator 1 (gene cnpy1). Bases 306 to 866 code for a protein of 186 amino acids. Gene Ontology annotation, cellular component: endoplasmic reticulum. The transcript has 6 exons. The record is from RefSeq and is a predicted model, not a curated record. NCBI's taxonomy places the organism in Eukaryota, Metazoa, Chordata, Actinopteri, Centrarchiformes, Sinipercidae.